Sinocyclocheilus grahami is the source of this 968-nucleotide messenger RNA. RefSeq names its product interferon-induced GTP-binding protein Mx-like. Lineage: Eukaryota; Metazoa; Chordata; Actinopteri; Cypriniformes; Cyprinidae. Bases 26 to 508 code for a protein of 160 amino acids. The record is from RefSeq and is a predicted model, not a curated record. The transcript is spliced from 2 exons. Gene Ontology annotation, molecular function: GTPase activity; GTP binding.
UGCAUUAUGUUGUACUCCUCAGAAAAUGAUUAAUGACAUUCAGUCAAAACAAGAGGCCAAAGUGGAGAAAAGAAUCAAGGAGUUUAUUGAUAUGGAGCAACUGGUCUUCACCCAGGACAAGGUAUUACAAAGGAAACUCGACAACUCUGAUAUCCCACAGAAAGCUGUGAUGGACCCUGACACUAACGUCCAUGAUGAUGAGAGCAAGAUUUUUAAUUCCAAAGGCUGUGCACUGUUGGAUACAAGACACCUAGUUCCAGACAAACUGGUUCUCUAUUAUGAGGUUGUCUAUCAGCGUCUCACAGACUAUGUGCCCAUGCUGAUAGUCCUCUUCAUGCUGAAGGAUGCAGCUAAGAUAUUACGGCAUCAAAUGCUAGAACUGAGGAACGAAGCAGAUGUGGUCAAACUGCUCAGUGAAGACUCAGAACGAGGGCGAAGGAGAGCAGAUCUAAAGCAGCGUCUGGAGCGCCUCACACAAGCUCAAGAACUGAUAAGCAGCAGACUCUGAGACAAUUUUAUUAAACAUCAGGUGUAUAAAAUACAUGUAUCUUAAAUUGUGUGUUACUGAUUUCAAUGAUGGGUAGACUUACGGAACUGAAAUUUCUGUAGCCCUGAUGCUACAUGUCUCAAAUUGCCUUUAGAGUAAAUAAUUCUAUAAUAUUUUACUGAAUUUUAUUGUAAUGUAUUUUUGUUGGCCAAAAUACAGAAAUUAAUUAUGUAGCAUUUUAGCACUUCAAAGAGCUAAAUGCUCAAAGCAUCAGGAGAACGUCAGUAAUCAGUGCUAUACAAAUUAUGUAUUGAUUUUAUUAAGAUUAAGAUUAAUCUUAAGAGAAAUUAAGAUAAAAUGUUGCUAUUGAUUUGAAAGAUUUCCUAGAACAUGAGAGAUGUGAAUACAUGACUGAUAUUGUCAGAGUGUCAGUGGUAAUAACUGAAAAUGUUGCCCCUCUGUAUUUUUGGCUCAAAUUAUU